CAGUGUGCUCACUCACCUGCUACCGCUACCUGCCAACUGCCCCUCAGACUCUACCGCCUGUCGCCUGUAACCUGCAACCUUGAUCGCAGCUAAAGGGAACUUGAUACUCGCGCUAUUCAUCUCCAUCUCCAUUUCCAUUUCCAACUCCACGCACCUCGAUUUUCAGCUUCAGCUACGGAUGACUCCAACGCUGUAAUUGCUCCUUGACAUUUAUCUUCGAUACAACACCAUCCUACGACUCUGUUCGCCAUUGCAAGUGCAAUCCUCUGAUCGUCAUCCUCCCCUUGUGCCACCAUUUUGCCUCGUCUGCCCCUCGGCCAACGCCUCUCCAUCGGUGACAACAUUACUUCCCCAUUCAACCCAUUUUGUUACCCUCCCCCCUCGACCACACUCCUGCACGCGACCAAUUCUCUCAUCCUCUAGCCUAUCCCAUAUUCGAAUUCGCUCUCGACCCUCGACCCUGUGGAAUCUGAAGAACAGCGUCUUGCUAUUCCAACUCUGCGCUUUGAGCGCCGCCACCCGUCAAGAUGACCGACUCCUUGCACAAGGCCGUACUUGAGAAGAAGCCUGUGCCAGAGAUUGACUUCACCUUACAUAUCAUGGAAGAUGGAACUCAAGUGAGCACUCAAGAGCGAGUUUGCAAAGAUGUCCAAGCCCCCGCCAUGCAGCCUCCAACAGACCAACAAUUCUUCUCCCCUUCGGAUCGGUCGAAACCAAAUCUCCCUUUUCUCAAGCAACAUUUCAGCCGCGAGGGUCGUCUGACCGAAGAUCAGGCUUUGUUCAUCAUUAAUGAGGGGGCUAAGAUACUCAAGUCAGAGCCUAAUCUGUUGGAAAUGGACGCUCCCAUCACCGUCUGUGGCGAUGUCCAUGGUCAGUACUUUGAUCUGAUGAAGCUUUUUGAAGUGGGAGGCGACCCUUCUGAGACCCGCUAUCUUUUCCUCGGCGAUUACGUUGACCGUGGUUAUUUCAGCAUCGAGUGUGUCCUAUACCUAUGGUCUCUCAAGAUCUGGUAUCCUAACUCGCUGUGGCUGCUCCGUGGUAACCACGAAUGUCGACAUUUGACCGACUACUUCACGUUCAAGCUCGAAUGCAAGCACAAGUAUUCGGACAAGGUAUACGAUGCCUGUAUGGAGGCCUUUUGCGCGUUGCCACUGGCAGCCGUCAUGAACAAGCAAUUUCUCUGCAUUCACGGUGGUCUCAGCCCUGAGUUACACACCUUGGACGACAUCAAAACCAUUGACCGGUUCCGAGAACCUCCAACUCACGGCCUGAUGUGCGAUAUUCUUUGGGCCGAUCCUCUGGAAGAAUUUGGACAAGAAAAAACCGGCGAAUACUUUGUUCACAAUCACGUCCGAGGUUGCUCGUACUUCUUUUCCUAUCCAGCUGCAUGUAACUUCCUCGAGAAGAACAACCUUCUAUCCAUCAUCCGCGCCCACGAAGCCCAAGAUGCCGGCUAUCGCAUGUACCGUAAGACACGAACCACCGGCUUUCCCAGCGUCAUGACCAUCUUCAGCGCCCCCAAUUAUCUCGAUGUCUACAACAACAAGGCUGCCGUUUUGAAGUAUGAGAACAAUGUCAUGAACAUUCGACAGUUCAACUGCACACCGCACCCCUAUUGGCUCCCCAAUUUCAUGGACGUCUUCACUUGGUCGUUGCCCUUUGUCGGAGAGAAGAUCACCGACAUGCUCAUUGCCAUUCUCAACACCUGUUCCAAGGAAGAACUGGAAGAGGACACCCGCAGUUCCAGUGUCGGACCCGAAACGCCUCCUUUUGGAGACGCCGAAACCGCCGAAGCCAAGCGCCGAGCCAUCAAGAACAAGAUUCUGGCCAUCGGACGUUUGUCCCGUGUCUUCCAAGUCUUGCGCGAGGAAUCUGAGCGCGUCACCGAGCUCAAAACAGCAUCCGGUGGCCGUCUUCCCGCUGGCACAUUGAUGCUGGGAGCCGAAGGCAUCAAGCAGGCCAUCCACAAUUUCGAAGAUGCACGCAUGGUCGAUCUACAGAAUGAGCGACUCCCCCCAUCGCCUCAGGAAAUCGAAAAGCGAAGCGUCGAAGACCGACGUGCAGCCCUCGAGCGAGCUGCGGCCGAGGCCGAGAAUGACACGACGCUACAAGGUGUCGCACGACGAAUCAGCUUUGGCGCCUCGAAACCUAAGGGUCACCGUCGAAACGAAUGAGGAGGCUGUCAGUUACGUCUGUCUCCCCAAUACGAGUCGCUGAUCGCUGUCGACGGCACUUGACCUUGAUAAUCUUCCUCGGCCCCACUGAUCGAUACCAUGGGCUCAUCUGCCAUAUCACUCGGGCUUAUAUUGUACGACUGAUGGAUGAGAGAGCCGCAAGGCGCAGGCAGCAGGCCUGGACAUGGAGGAAAUCUACCGCCACGGAAUUGUGGACUGUAGAUUUCAGUGCGGUAACGUGGCUAUGGCCAUCACGUAGCCUGUCAAGCCCACCCGAUGACAGGAGGAGAAACAAUGCAGCCAUUUUUUUGACUUUCUACUUUUGUGACCAUCUCAGUUGCCUCUCCAGCCAGUGCCGUGUCUAGAUCGUGGGUAUUGUGUAGAGUCGUGGUAAGGCAUGGCGGGCGUGGUAAGAUAUUGUCACAAUCUGAUUGGCGGGACGAUGAAACAGUUGCACCUUCCACCGAAUGCAACUUCUGAUCGAGGAAAUGUGAGGCAAAGGAAGGAAAGAACGACGGGCUGUCUGUGACCCUGUGGCACAUUCCCAAAUGAAAAACUUCCUCUCGACCAUCAUUCAUAAUUUAUCAACUUCGUCUCUCAAUCAACUACACUGUGGCUUGCUCGAGCUUGUGGGCAAACAAUAUCCCACAUG
Molecule: messenger RNA, 2826 nt
Organism: Exophiala mesophila
Lineage: Eukaryota; Fungi; Ascomycota; Eurotiomycetes; Chaetothyriales; Herpotrichiellaceae
Product: serine/threonine-protein phosphatase 2B catalytic subunit
Exons: 5
Coding region: 528-2174 (548 amino acids)
Biological process (GO): calcineurin-mediated signaling; fungal-type cell wall organization
Cellular component (GO): calcineurin complex; cytoplasm
Molecular function (GO): calmodulin-dependent protein phosphatase activity; calmodulin binding
Source: RefSeq, a predicted model, not a curated record